This is a messenger RNA of Rhagoletis pomonella (apple maggot), 6330 nucleotides long. RefSeq names its product protein phosphatase Slingshot-like. The transcript is spliced from 8 exons. The coding region runs from base 114 to 4526 and encodes 1470 amino acids. Gene Ontology annotation, biological process: negative regulation of actin filament polymerization; actin cytoskeleton organization; protein dephosphorylation. Gene Ontology annotation, cellular component: cytoplasm. Gene Ontology annotation, molecular function: protein tyrosine/serine/threonine phosphatase activity; actin binding. Lineage: Eukaryota; Metazoa; Arthropoda; Insecta; Diptera; Tephritidae. The record is from RefSeq and is a predicted model, not a curated record.
AAAAUGAAUAAUAAUACAAAAAAUAUUAAUUUCCACAGGAGGGCGAGGCAGAUGAUGAUGAUGGCAACCGGCCAGAGAAGAGCGAAUGUUUUUUUGCAGGAAAAGCCACUGCAAUGGGUCUUACCUUCAAGGAUAUUCCAGCUAAAACCAGCGAACGUCGGCCCAGUACAGAUUCGGCAAAAUCAACGAAUAGCACACAAAGUAAUAAUUCUGAUAUACAGCAACAUUUACAAUCAAUGAUUGAUCUACUUUAUCCUGAGGAAACCUUGAAGAUGGCAGUUAAAUUGGAGUCCCAACGACCGAAUCGCACAAGGUAUCUAGUGAUUGUAUCACGUUGUUGUUACCGCCCCACAACCACCGAUCGAAAGAAUAAAAUAAUGCGGCAUAAUUCGACUAAAGCAAGCAAUGCAAUAACAUCAACAAACACUGUUACAAUGCGUCAAUCAUCAACAGAUAGCAUACAGCGAACGACACCACAACAACAGUCACAAACUGAAUCAAGUAGCGGUGGUGAGGAAUCAACAGACGCUCAUGAGAAGCGCUUGUCGAGCGUAUCUUUGCCGGCGAAAGCAUCUCAACACCAGAGCAUCAAAAGCGACUCCGAUAAAAUGAACGCAUCGGGCGAUAGCAAGGCAUGUGAGGAUGGUGUCGAAGAAUCCUGUCUUUUGGGUAUCGAUUGCAAUGAACGCACCACAAUUGGCCUGGUUUUGCCAAUACUUGCCGAUACGACAAUACAUCUUGAUGGCGAUGGUGGCUUUAGCGUUUCAGUAUACGGCAAAACACACAUUUUUAAACCCGUUUCCGUGCAAGCCAUGUGGUCUGCAUUACAAACUUUACAUAAAGUAUCGCAAAAGGCUCGUGAGAAUAAUUUUUAUCCACGUGGUCCAUCGCACGAUUGGACUUCUUACUAUGAUAGUCACAUUGAGUCAGAACAAUCUUGCCUAAAUGAAUGGAAUGCAAUGGAUUCACUAGAAAGCCGACGCCCUCCAUCGCCAGAUGCCAUAAGAAACAAACCAACUGCGAAGGAGGAAACGGAAAGCACAAUCAAAAUGAAGCUAAAGGAAAUAAUGAUGUCGGUAGAUUUAGAUGAAGUGACUUCUAAAUACAUACGUGGUCGACUUGAAGAACUUCUGGAUAUGGAUUUAGGCGAGUUUAAAUCGUUUAUCGAUGAGGAAAUGUUAACAAUACUAGGUCAAAUGGAUGCCCCAACAGAGAUAUUCGAUCACGUUUAUCUUGGUUCGGAAUGGAAUGCCAGUAAUUUGGAAGAGCUGCAAAAGAAUGGAAUACGCCAUAUUCUUAAUGUAACACGAGAGAUCGAUAAUUUUUUUCCUGGCGUCUUUGAUUAUUUCAAUGUGCGAGUUUAUGAUGAUGAAAAGACGAAUCUGUUAAAGCACUGGGACAACACAUUUCGUUACAUAACACGUGCCAAAUCGGAGGGAUCCAAAGUACUCGUUCACUGUAAAAUGGGUGUCAGCCGAUCAGCGUCGGUUGUAAUCGCCUAUGCUAUGAAGGCAUACAAUUGGGAAUUCAAACAUGCACUUCAACACGUUAAGGAACGCCGAAACUGCAUAAAGCCUAAUAAGAAUUUCCUUAAUCAGCUGGAGACUUACCGUGGCAUGUUGGAUGCAAUGAAGAAUAAGGAGAAACUGCAGCGCAGUAAAAGCGAAACGAAUUUGAAGAGCACAAAGGACGCGCGCCUGCUGCCAGGCAGUGAGCCUACGCCACUCAUACAGGCGCUCAACCAGUCCAAAUCAAAAUCAACCGGAGGACAGGAAGAUGUGACCUGUGGGGAUAGCGCAGUGGAAAGAGCCGACAGAAGCAUUAUAAGUACUAAAGGCGUCGGACGGUCUAAAACGCCAAUUGGCAAUGACGGUGGCGGCACGAAUGAAGCCAAGCAACGUCGCUUGGUGCGUCGGUCCAGUAGCACAUCACCGCAGGCGGUGCCCCACGUGCCACAUAUGACAGUCGUAAUAAAACAGCAAAGCCAAUCGCUGGAAAACCUAACUCCUGAAAAGAGUGUUGCAGAGGAGCCCAAGAAUAUGCGAUUUCCCGGAAGCAAUGGUGAGAACUACAGUGUCACUCAAAACCAAGUGCGACACAUACAGAAAAACGUACAGCCGCCACCACCCCCACCGCCGCCUCCACCAUCUUCUACUGCACAACAAAAGCUACAGCAAAGAAAGCAAAAACAGCAGAUAGCAUCCGUGCGAACACGUGUGCAGAAUCUGGAAACACACAGCACACGCAAGACGGCUGAUGAUCGCCGGUCGCUUAACUUGCAGUUUGGUCGCUCGGUAUCACACGAUACUGGCUCAAUAGCUACGCGUGUGGAUACGUUGCCUUGUUAUGCCGGCGAUGGCACAUUACAGAGUGAACAUAGUCCAGUAUGGACAUCAUCCGCAAAACUAAUCACUCAGACUUCUAAUUUGAAAAAUUUAAUGACAGUCGACGGUGGUGGCGGUGAAGGGGUUUCCAACGAAAGUUUCGCCAGCGAUACUAGCAGCGGACAAAUGGAGACAUCGUCUGAGCUUAAGGAAGAGCAUCAAUGCGCUAACUCAAGACGUCACAGUCGAAAAACUCAUUCAUGGACUGCCGCUAGCGGCACAAGCGACUUGAGUGGUACCAGCAGGAGUGGUGGUAUAGUUUUAGAUCGUCUCAAUGUGCUGGGCGUGGGUACAAGUGCCAGCAGUAGCGGUACCAGCAAAUUGAGCUCAAAUAGCAGUAUUGAUUCGAUCUCAUCGAGUGCCGGAUGUUCGACGACAACCGCAUUUGAGGAGCGUGUGGUCACACGAACACACCGGCACCGGGAUUUGCCCUCACGACAUGCUUCAUGGGGUUCGGGAGACACGCGCUGUGCUGCCCCAGUACGAAAUAGUUCCUGGGCAGCGUACGACUCCAAUCGCAAUUCGUGCCAGUACGGCGGCGGAGCCAUACUCGAAGGUCAAAUACACGAACUCAACAUCAAUAAGAGCAACAAGACUGUCACACCAAUCUGUCAGGGCGUUUCUGGGUCGCCACAUUACCAGCAGCACCAGCAUGUGGGCACGGUAAAGCGCACUAAACAGAAGUUGGAGCAGGUCGGUAGCGUUAAUAGCAGCAAUACAUUGAAGACAUCGUGCCCGGAAAAUAGCGUGGCCGACGAAGUGCCAAUCACUGGCAACGCAAAGCGCAGCGUCAAAGGUGCAACAAAUCUCUUUCGAAGUGCUUCAGCUGCUGGCUCAACGCGCAUCCGCUGUUCUCCUUACCGCUGCAAUAGUGUGGAAAUUGUUCCCGGUGCAACCGCCACUACAUUAGACGGCAACAACGCCGACCACGACAUAUUGACGUGUCAUAUGGUUAUGCGCCGUAGCGAUGGCAGUCGUCCGUUGCACAAUGAAUUAUUUUCCGCUUCCUCAGCUCCAGAAUCAUAUACAGUUUCAGACAUUGAGAACAAGAAUAUGGUACCUUCAGAACCAGAGACAGCCGAAAAUAUAGAUGGUGGCUCCGUUAUAGGUGAGGAGGGUUCAGUGCUGUUGCGUGGUAGCGUCGGCGGCGCUACUACCAUCACGGAUCAACGGAUCUCCGGCACUGUGCAAAUACUCAAAAAGAAUUUUGAGGCCAAAGCAGGCAGUAGCGCAAAUGCAGCAACAGGCAGUAGUGGAAAUGUUUUGCAAAUUCAAGCUGCCGCCACGCCUGCGAAGAAAGGUCAUCAUUCACUGCCUUCUUCCCCAGUUGCGCAACAUAUAGAUCCACAUCAUCACCACCAACACAAUCUGCAAAGCGCUUCUUUGGCGUCACCUAUUUCAGACACAACCUCUGCAACACAAAGUUUAGCAGCAUCCUCUGGUUACCACGAUGAGAUCCCUGCUGAAAUAAUUGACACAAUUGCACAUGCAGCCACUACUACUACAACUACGACCCAUACAAUGCAGACCAUAUCUACUACCGCCUCUGUUUCAUCGACAACGGCUUCAUCUGCAUCAUCGUCUUCGUCGUCAUCCACUUCGUCUUCAUCGAGUAUGUGCGAGCCAUAUGUUGACCGUAACGUGAAGGUUCUGGUGUAUAAAUAUCAAAUGCCAAUAUCGGUAUCGUCUGUAACCAAAAAUGACAGUGUCGUUGGCGCCAUACCCAUAUCUUCAUCAUAUACCACGGCGCCAUCCGCUUCGGCAUCCUCUUCAUCUCCAGUACCAACAACAGUUGCAACGGUUGCUCUAGCUACAAGCCACUGUAAACCCAGGCGCCAUUCGUACUAUGAAAGUGGUGGUCGUGCGUUGCACAAAAGCACGCUGAUAGGUGGUGGCAGAAGCUCUGCCACUAGUGUUCGGUUAUCUCACGAAUAUAGUGAUAGUAGGCCGCCCCCUGCUCCAGCUAAAUCCACAAUGAUAUCGCAUGGCAACGCUGCCCAAACGUCAAUGGCAGACAAUGCGCAAAACCAACAACAGCAGCAUCAACAGCGUCGUUUGCAACAACACGGUCGCACGCAUCCACUCAGUAGGCUAACGUUACCAAAACAGAGCUUCAAUGCAGCCGCUUACAAUACUAUGUAGAUUAUAUCAGCGACAACGCACCGUCCCUUUACCCCAUUCUGUGUUAGGUGUAUAGUAUUCAUACACUUGUAUAAUGUUCUAAACGCGCUUUGCACCCUUACAGCCCGAACAGCGAACAACUCAUACACACACACACAAGCGUUCUUAACACAUUCAAAAUAUGGUUGGAAAUAGAAAUGAGAAAUUCGUGCAUGAAAUCUUAACACAGCUUAUUUGCCUCGAAAAAAACUCAUAGGUACUUAUUUCGGUAUAAGUCUAGAAUAAAAGCUAUUUAGCUGCUAAAGAAAACUAAAGUAAAAAGCCCUAUCGAGCCGUUUUUAGUUUUUUUUUUUGUCAUAACUAAACUGUUGGUAUUCUAGACUUGGUCUCAUUUUUCUAUGACCAAUGUACUCCAGCUUUAAUCCCCGCGCUGUUGUUUCUGUGCAUUUCAAAACUACUGCGACUAAAAGUAUUUAUCAAAAAGCUUUAAUUUGGCUGCCUGCAUUUCUUGACAAUUUACAUUUAUUUCCUUUUCUGUUAUAAUCCACUGCCAGCUCGAAAACAAAAAUUAUAUGGUCAAGUGCUGAAUAUGCUCAUCUGUUCAAGUGCUUUUUAUUACUCAUAGGUUAGGGAAAAUUAAAUUAUGCCAUAGUUUUUGUAUGUACAUAUGUGUAACUUCCUUUUCUACAUUGGUAAAUUAAUUUGCUUCAACCUUGAGUUUGACUAACGCCCAAUUAAUUAAUUGUAACCACUGUAUUUACAGGAUACUUUCUGUGCGUGUGUGUGUGUGUGGGUGAAUAUCGCAUCCACUCCUUUAUGCAAGGUAGUAUUGUUUCUUUUUUUUAUGCCAAGCCCAUACCACCAUUACCGGUAAUAACAUUUACAUUUCUUAAAAUGAUCGCUUGAGUCGCAAUGCUGCUAUUGAUGUUCACUUUUUUUUUUAUAAACUGUUCACAUUUCCUCAUCGUCAUCUACCGCCGAAAACUCCACAAGUAGCAUCUUACAACACAUCUUCAUUAUACCCUUCAUAAGUCUAUUUCCUCUUUAUUAUUACUACACGCUGAUUUUAAUUAAAUCUUAAUUAUUUAUAAACUUAAUUAAUGAUCGCAUUAGAAGUUGUAAGAAGCAGUUUAUAUGUGUGUAUGUACUACUACGUAGCGCUUUUUACCAUUACCAUUGCCGUACUGUAUUUGUAUAUUAAUUAUAAGCAUUUUCGACAAGAACGACACAACUCAAUAAUAAAUACCAACAUUAUCUACACUUAAACUUACACGAAAACACACGCAGCAAGCAGACAUCCACAGCAUGGCAAUAGUCCCUUGAAAACGAACGAAAAACCCCAUUGCAAAAAUAUCUAAAAAAUUUAAACACAACACUUUAACUCUACAGUAUAAAGCAUAUAACAUAUUGAAAAUCGGCGAGAAAAAAUCAACAAAUCAUAAUAUUAACUAAUUAGCCAGCAACAAAAAAAGCAAAUAUUUUGUAAAUAUUGUAAGAUUUUUUCUAUUUUUAUGUUUGUAUGAAAAAUGGUUUUUAAAAUACCUAUUAAAGCUCAUAUUGAAUACGAAAUACAUAUUUUUAAAUGUGCGACUUGCAUACAGAACCUGUGGAGCAUUUAAAAAUAAGUAAAUGGGGUUAAAGUUUAUAGUGAGUUGAGAUCUAAGAUCAAUUAUCAAUUUAAAUUAUGCAGAAAAUUUGGGGUAAUAUCUCAGACAGUGUCUGCCCUAACGGCAUUCACAGGCAGUCGGUCUCGACUUACAUCGACUCCCUACCGAUCUGUGAAUGUCGUUUUGGGUACGCAACCAUCUGCCUCGGGAAAUUCUCA